Molecule: messenger RNA, 5889 nt
Organism: Scophthalmus maximus (turbot)
Lineage: Eukaryota; Metazoa; Chordata; Actinopteri; Pleuronectiformes; Scophthalmidae
Product: AP2-associated protein kinase 1-like
Exons: 20
Coding region: 683-4042 (1119 amino acids)
Biological process (GO): protein phosphorylation
Molecular function (GO): ATP binding; protein kinase activity
Source: RefSeq, a predicted model, not a curated record
GCAGGAUGCAGCCCGCAGAGAGGCGCUGCAGGAGGCGACUCUCCCCUCUCCGGCACCGACUCUGUUUGUAGCCACGUUAGCUCCGGCGUUUAGUUAGUUGUCCAGUCUUGUUGUUCGAGCCCGUCGGAGGCGUGAAGGCAGCGGAGGUCUGUCAUUGUCACGACGACACAGGCGAGCGGAGCAGCUGGCGAACCGAGCGGCUUCUCCGGUGCACAUGUUCAACCUACCUGGCCGCCCGUCUACCAGCUGACAGCUGUCACCGCACCUAGCUGCUCAGCUAGCUGGCUACGGGAGCUAACGGCUAACAAGCGUUGUGUUUUUUUCUGGCUCGUACUCUGGCCAGUUUAGGCAGCCGGCGCCGCACUCGUGUUCAGGGUGGACCGCGUCGACCUCUGCGUAAACGUUGUGUAUUCACAUUCUCUCCGCCUUUCGACUCCGCCUGCCGUCCGAACCAUGAGUUAGCCAGGGGGCGUCGGACAGCAGUGUUCGGGGUGUUUUGAGAUCCGGCUAGUUAGCUUUCAGUUAGCUUAGAGCUAGCUAGCUGCGUUCAUUCAAUUACUGGGGGAAAAAAAACUGCUGCCGCGUUCACGCCGACACCGAGGUGUCGUCCAGUCCGAGUCUUUGUCAGGACACCGACACUCGCUUGGACUCGACCGUGUCGCGGACAACAUCUAGGGGGGAAAUGAAGAAAUUUUUCGAUUCCCGUCGGGAGUUGGUGGGCACCGGGCCCGGUUCUGGAGCCGGCGGAGGAGGCGCCGGUUCCGGCGGCGGCGGCAGCUUCGUCGGACGUGUCUUCUCCAUCGGACGACACCAAGUGACCGUCGAGGAAAUCAUCGCAGAAGGAGGUUUUGCCAUAGUUUUCUUGGUGCGGACUCAUCAAGGCCUCCGAUGUGCACUAAAAAGGAUGUAUGUGAACAAUGAACAUGAUCUUCAGGUCUGCAAUCUUGAGAUACAGAUUAUGAGGGACCUGGUGGGCAACAAAAACAUAGUUGGCUUCCUGGACUCAAGCAUAACUGCAGUUGGAGCUGGCGAUGUGUGGGAAGUCCUAAUCUUAAUGGACUUCUGUCGAGGUGGGCAGGUGGUUAACCUAAUGAAUCAGAGGUUACAGACGGGCUUCACUGAACCUGAGGUGUUGCAGAUCUUUUGUGACACGUGCGAGGCAGUCGCUCGUCUUCACCAGUGCAAAACUCCCAUUGUCCAUCGAGAUCUCAAGGUGGAAAAUAUUCUUCUGCACGACCGGGGACACUAUGUGCUCUGUGACUUUGGAAGCGCCACCAACCACUUCCAAAACCCUCAAACUGAGGGAGUGCCGGUCGUGGAGGAGGAAAUCAAGAAGUACACCACUCUGUCGUACCGCGCUCCAGAGAUGGUCAACCUCUAUGGUGGAAAGGUCAUCACAACAAAGGCAGACAUUUGGGCCAUGGGUUGUCUACUCUAUAAACUGUGUUACUUCACACUUCCUUUUGGGGAGAGUCAAGUGGCUAUCUGUGACGGCAGCUUCACUAUCCCAGACAACUCCCGCUACUCCCAGGACAUGCACUGUCUCAUUAGAUACAUACUGGAACCUGACCCAGAUAAGAGACCAGACAUCUACCAAAUCUCCUACUUUGCCUUCAAACUUGCUCGACGCGAGUGUCCAGUCCCCAAUGUUAACAUUUUACCCAUUCCUGCAAAACUUCCUGAGCCUAUCAGAGCCAGUGAAGCAGUGGCCAAAAAGAGUCAAACCAAAGCCAGGCUUUCAGAUCCCAUUCCUACCAUGGAAACCUCAAUUGCACCUCGACAACGGCCUAAGGCUGGCCAGGCACAGCCCCAGCCAAUAUCAGGCAUUCUUCCCAUCCAGCCAGCUCUCACCCCACGCAAGAGACCCAGUGUGGCUGCUGGAGGGCCCCAGGCCAUAGGUGUUGGUAUCAAUGUCCCAACUCCAGGUGCAGCUGCUGUCCAACCUUCUCAACAGGCCACCUCCACACAGGCAGCAGCGCAGCCAGCUCAGGCGGCCAACAUGCAGCAACAGGCUCCACCACAGCAUCACCAGCUCCUCAUGAAGCAGCAGCAGCAGGCCUUCUUAAACCCACAGAAUAACCAGCAGCAUCACCUGGUACAGAGCCUCCAUCACCAACAACAAGCAGCGUCACAGGCGUCCACCCUGCUGCAGUGCAAAGCUAAACCUGUUUCUCCAGUUUUUGCUCUGCAACUGCAAUACCAGCAGCAGCAGCAGCAUGUAGUCCAUGAACGAGCGGCUCCGCAUCUCACACCCAUCCCUGAGUCUGCAGUUACUGGUGCUGCAGCUGAGCCAGAGACGGCUGGCCGAGGUAUUCACAAAGUUGGCUCUUUGACACCCCCCUCGUCGCCAAAGAUGGCUCCUAAAAGCGGCCACAGGCGCAUCCUCAGUGAUGUCACCCACAGUGCCGUGUUUGGGGUUCCAGUCAGCAAGUCCACUCAGCUCCUUCAGGCGGCCGCAGCUGAGGCCAGCCUCAACAAGUCCAAAUCAGCCAGCACCACUCCUUCUGGCUCGCCCUGCUCGUCCCAGCAGAGUGUUUAUCAUCCAGGUGAUGGCGAGGCCCUGUCCCCCCUCACCGCACCCAACGCUCAGCCCAGCUGGAACCCCUUUGGCGAUGAUAACUUCUCUAAGCUGACGGCAGAGGAGCUGCUCAACAAAGACUUUGCAAAGCUAGCUGAGACGGCUGCACCAGGGGAGAAGAUCACAGGCUCCGAUGAAAAUCUUAUUCCAGGGCUCAAUGCUUUUCCAGAGAAGCUGAUUGAGGGACUUAAGUCUCCUGAAACUUCUGUGCUGCUCCCUGACCUCUUAACCCUGGCUGACCCCUUCAGUAGCGCUGCAGACAUCUCCACCAAUGCAGAGGCAUGUGUGGAUUCACUGAUUCCUGGUUUGGAAGCUCCCAAGGCGCAGCGACAUUCAGCCCAACCAGAGCUCAUCCCUGCCAGCAUUCCAGACUCUCUCACUGGUGAGGAGACUCUGCUGGGUUGCGAUCUGUUAUCUCAUUUGUCUCCUCACGGACACCAGUCUGUUUCUGCUCUACCCUCCUCCUGCUCCUCUGCUCAUCCUGGAUCCUGUCUGGAGGAGCUGCCGCCUGCUCAGUCAGCUCCUGACUCUGCUUUCCUCAUGCUGUGUGGGGAGAAGGGCAAUGACGACGAGUUUGACCCUAUUCCUGUGCUCGUCUCCAAAAACUCAAAUCAAGAGCCGCAAGGGGACAGCAGUGACUACUCUGGGCUCGAGGAGGGACUAGAGACGGAACCUCCAGAAGGAGAUUCUCAAACAAACGAGGAUUGUGUGCACUCCAGUGACGAGGACGAGGAGAAAGAAGAUCGUACGGAAGAGCAGCAGGACGGGGGCGUCAUUGAGAGUCAUGUCGCAGCCCACGACUGCAGUGGCUCCAGACCUCUGCUGCAGGACUCCGAGGAUGAAGAGGAACAAGGGCCUCAGGUAGACCUCCACUCAUCGCCGCACUCCAACACAGAAGCACAACAACCAUCCGCUGCCUUGCAUCAACCUACUCCAAGCACCUUUGCUCAGAACCAUUUCCAGCAUGUGCCUGAGCCAGCGAAGGGGCAGGAUGUUGCUAGAGACGUCUUCUCCAAAGCCCCCUUUCGGAUUGCGCAGGAGGAUGCGGCUGACGUGUUUGCCAAUGCCCCGUUUCCACGCGCCCCCCUUUCAGCUCAGCAGCAGCUCGACGUAUUCUCUCAGGCUCCCUUCGGAAAAAGAAAGGAGGCUACGGGCGCUCAGCCUGCGACCUCAUACCCCCAUGCAGCUGGAGUUCAUGCUGUAACCCCCGAUCAAGGUGUGCUGGGACAAGUUGCCUCUCAGCCAUUCCGCCCUCAAGCCCUGUCCAAAUAUUCCCGACACUUUGAGGGACCUGUGUCCCAGCAGCUGGUAGCAGCUCACAGAGGGGUGUCCAACGUGAGCAAGCAGGCCGCUGUGGCAUCGGUUCCUGUUGGACCGCUUCACUCGUGGACGUCGGAGGUGAGCGCUGUAGACCCCUUUGUCUCUGCACCCUUUCACCUCAAAGCCCCGCAAGAAAAGCCCUGAACGCACCUCUCAGAGGUCAGGGCAGUGGGUAUCGGCGCCACUCACUUAUGCAAACUCUGAGGCAUUUCUGCAUGCUGUCACCAGCACUGCAGCCGGACUGCAGGCCUGCAAGGAUCUCACUCUCAACUGGCUCCAGUUAGAUCUGAUCAUCUUGAAUACUUCAUCAAAAUAAGAAUACUGACUUCCUUCCCGGACUACUAGUAAUUUUUGGAUUGAUUUUUUAUUUUAUUUUAUUUUCUGUCAUAUCCUUUUACUUGCUCCUUUUGGUACGUACAUCUACACAAAGACCAAUGGUGGUCAAGCAUUUGAUCGUUUCCUUGCCUACCUCAGUUACUUUUUGUGUCGGCGCUAAAAAUACCACAAUAGUGAGGGAGCUUGUCUUUCAGGCUUAGGCAGUUUUAUUUCCUGUUAUAUUUGAGCUUUGCUGUGAAACGGUGACGUGAUAACGCCUCAUUCCUCCAUUGUGGGGGUUCUCGGAAAGGACAGAUUAAGCUUGAAUUGCAGGUCCACAACUUCAAUGAAAGUUUGGGAUGAAAACACACGACACUAGCACUGAGUGAAACAGAUGCGCAGUCUCCCAACACUACUGUGAGGGAUUUAUCCAUGAUUGCCUCAAACAAGAAAGUUGUGCCCUCGAACUGUGCCGUCGGAGUUCACAGUUUUGUGAGCUGUGGGUUUAUGCUCGACAGUUUGUCAUGACGCAAACAUGCUGGAUAAUGAUGCACAGAUACUGUUCUAAGAUGACAUUUGUUAUGAUUACGAUUUGUUCUUUUCCUCAAUCCAAAAUGUUUGCAUUUUUUGUUGUGUAUUAUGUUUGUGGUCAUUGUCCUGUCAUAUGUAAUGAAACUGAAUUGUCAGUGUUUGUUCCAUGUAAAGUACGAACCGUAUAUAAAUGUUAGGCAUAGAACAUUCAUUAUAGAACUCCCCAUGUUAUAUAAAUGUAGAAUACUCACUAAUGUUUGUUUGUCCUAACUUAAAAAGACGAUAUCUCUGAAGUCUUACUCUCUGACAAUUCUUCCCUCCACAUCAGGACCUCAUGAAUCACUUCUUGCCUUUCAUGCCCUCCUGAAAAACUGCUGCAUUCACAUCAUUUUAUUGCACUUACAUUCAGCUCCAAUUAUACAAUCGUACAAUUGUACGACUUCCUUUAGCUGUCUGCAGUAUUUAUAUGCACCAAGAUUUUCUUUUCAACUUUGUAAUGCAUGGACAUAAAGGUGACUCACACUAAGAAACAGUCGAAGUGAAAACAACGCUUUCCUGCGGUCACACAAAUAUCUACAGCACUUAAUGCUUCGCUCUUCCAGUCAGGGAUUGUAAUAGUUGUGUCUUAUAAGUGAGAUCUUGAAUGGUGACUGUUUGAUGAAAUUCCUUUUUUUUCCAUCGCCAUUUAGAAAUACUUUGUAUUCUUCGUGCUUUGUAAAAUCAUGGAACACUCCUUGGUUCCCAAGGCACUUUUAAGAAAGGGGAUCAGAGCUGUUUCAAUCCAAAGUUGAAUUAUUUUAUUCUUCUGUUGCAAUGUAAAAUCAUGCUAUUCUCUUUUCUUUCAGAAGUGUACAAUCUUUUUUUUUUUUUUUUUUUAAAUAAAUACUCACUUUUCUCACCCAACUUAUAAACAUGAAGGUUGCACAUAAUAACUGACACAAAGUCAGGGUUCUCUACAAAUGUUUUUUUGAUUGUAACACAGCUGUAAAAGUUUAUUUUGACCAGUGUUGCAAAUCUUUGGAGGACAGCUGAUGAUACUGUGGACAGAAAAAAAAAGCACUCAAAACACUUGUUAUGCUGCACAGCCUGCCUUUGAAAACCAAGUUGUAAGUCCCAAACAAAAUAUUAAAUGAAUGUAAAUCAAA